Rhizoctonia solani is the source of this 2721-nucleotide messenger RNA. Its product is annotated as UBA domain-containing protein. NCBI's taxonomy places the organism in Eukaryota, Fungi, Basidiomycota, Agaricomycetes, Cantharellales, Ceratobasidiaceae. The coding region runs from base 1 to 2721 and encodes 906 amino acids. The record is from RefSeq and is a predicted model, not a curated record. Gene Ontology annotation, biological process: clathrin coat disassembly; clathrin-dependent endocytosis. The transcript has 5 exons. Gene Ontology annotation, cellular component: cytoplasm; intracellular membrane-bounded organelle; vesicle. Gene Ontology annotation, molecular function: clathrin binding.
AUGUCAGACUUUGCUGAUCUGUGGAAUAGCGUCACCCCCAGCGCAAGCAAACAGCCGGCCAAUCAAUCUCUCGGUAGCCAACUGAAUGCUGCGAGCAAGAGCACACUAGGGACUGGCUCCCAACCCGGCUCGCGGGCGCAUACUCCCUCGUAUUUCUCGAGUUCUGUCAUAUCACCACAACCUGUUGGUCAAGCUCAACGCCAGAACCCCAGCCUGACUGUUACUGGAAUUUCGGCCAAAUCACCCGCGUCGGCCAGAUCCCCGCCAAGUGCAAGUGCGGGCGAUGCGUUUGGGGACCUCUUUGCACUAUCUGGCGCAUCCCAAGCAAAGAAUAUGACAAUUGCCGAACGUCAGGCUCAGGCAAACCAGGCUCAAGCCAAAGCCCAGGAACUCGCCAGAAAGGAACGGGAAAAAAACGGGGCAUUCUGGGACCAGCUGGAAUUUUCUACGUCUGGGAGAUCCACACCAAUGAGCAAUCCGAAUCGCUCUACACCGUCUCUUGUACCUCAACCUCAGACCCAGGCCCCGCGAAUAAAUACCGAGCUCUUGGUCCCUUCGCGCGCAUCUCCUCUACCAUCAUCCAAGCCAAGUGGGUCAGCUAUAACACCCGCUUCCAAUGCCGAUAUGUGGGACCUGGAUUCUUUUCUUACCUCCAGCAAGCCUGUAUCUCCAGCCCCUGCUUCGUCAUCAGUUGUUUCCCCAGGGCCCAAGAGUGCCCAAACAAACCGUGAUUUGUUUGACCUCUUAGACUCGACGCCGGCCACAGGGCAAGGGAGUCCAAGUGUCUUAGGGAAAAACUCCCUAGAGCGUUCUGGGACCCCCGGCGAUUUCGACUGGGGUGACCGGGAAGAUGGUGACGAUCUUUUGGGCGAAUUGGGUAAACCUGUAGCACAGGCGCCUAAUGAGGAUCCAAGAACCGACGCCCAACCCACCCCGUCCAACCGUCAUGAACAGGCACCUAAAAAGAGGCAUGGGUCGCCUCCCCCGCAUAUUCUCGGUCAAAUUGUCGAAAUGGGAUUCUCUGUUCAACAAGCCAAGGUAGCACUUGCUAACACAUCCACUGGAACAGAUGUCCAAGCAGCCCUCGAAGCGCUACUUGCUGCGGGCGUACCGGAUUCGAGGCAAGAUCAGAGAUCUAGCGAGGAUGGUCUGGAGCGGUUUAGAGCUGAAGAUGAAGCUGUGCGAGAACAGUAUGAAAUAGAGCGUCAAGGACGGCGUACAAGACCAACUCGUAAUGCUGCACCUGAGCCAGCUAACGAUGAACCAACACUACAGCUACAAGAAAGGGCGGAUCAGCUUAUGGCGCAGGCGUCUCUAUUUGGAUCUAGCAUGUUGAAUCGGGCCAACGCAUUAUGGAAAGAAGGUAAAGAAAAGGCGCUGAAAGCCUACGAAGAGCAUGGUGCCGCUAGCACAAGCUCUGGGCGCUCCAGAGAUUCUGCGCGUCCGGCAUGGAUGGCUGAAGCAUCAUCUCCCUCCCGAGAUAACGAUACUCGGAUUCCGGAACAUUCUGGGUUUCGGGACGACGGCUCGGAUUCGGUUUUGCCUGCUCGGCCACAGCCCAAGCCGAGGCGAUCAGCUCCAGAUCGACAGAUAUCACAGCCGACGAUCGUCACGACCGCUCCUUCUCGGCCAGCAGACAAACUCGCAUCCUUAUUUUCCGAUACCACUACCUAUGUUUCUCCUUCACGCCGAAAAGCACCGUCACAUACCCCCACACCCAUUCAAUCCUCGCCUGUAGAGCAUCGCAUAAAAUCACCGGUCGUUCAACUUCGUACGCGUAACAACCCCACAGUCUCGGCGGAUAUACUUUCUGUAGUGCAAACACACAGAACUAAAGGCACUGAUUCAUUUAAACUGGGGCAAUACGGUGUAGCCAUUGAGUCAUAUACUGCUGCACUAGAGCUACUUCCAGAAGAACAUCUCACCAGGAUACCGCUUCUGAACAAUCGAGCCGCCGCACGGUCCAAGAUAGGUGAUACUUCGGGAGCCACCGAGGACUGUACCGCUGUUCUGCAAGCGAUCGGUGACGAUUUUGAUCCAGCAAGGGAAGCACCUGUUCCCGACGUGGAUCUUAAUGGAGCUUUUGUAAAGGCCUUGCGCCGCCGGGCCGAGAUGCUGGAGAGCACCGAAAAGUGGAAACGGGCAAGGGAAGACUGGGAACGACUGGUCAAGGCGGGCGGAGCCUGGGCUGGAAGCAAAGCAAGUUCCGAUGGUGUGCAAGGCGCAGGGCGCUGCAAACGUAUGGAAGACGGAGGUGGUGCCCCUGUCUCGAAGCCGCAUGGUUCCGUCACCUCUACGAAACCAAAGCCACGACCGAGACCAAGACCGGCACCUGCGAGGACGACCCCGUCGAAUCCCGAGGACUCGGCAGUUCACCGUCUCAAGGUUGCGAAUGCGGCCGCGGAAGCUGAGGGGGAUCAAAAGCAUGCACUCAAAGAUAGUAUUGACGCACGUGUUUUGGCAUGGAAAGGAGGCAAAGAGAACAACAUCCGGGCAUUGAUAGCAUCCUUAGAUACGAUUCUAUGGCCGGAGCUUGGAUGGACCAAAGUUGGAAUGCAUGAACUCGUCAUGCCGAACCAAGUCAAAAUCAAAUACGUCAAGGCCAUCGCCAAGGUACAUCCAGAUAAGUUAAAUACGGGCUCCACGACUGUGGAACAAAGGAUGAUAGCGAACAGUGUUUUUGGGGCGUUGAAUGAGGCCUGGAAUGCAUUCCAACCAUAG